GUUUGCCAGCCUGAAGAGUGAGGCUUGUUCGGGGCAGAACCUGGGGACUAAUGCAAUUGCGACGACAUCCAAUUCUGGAGCCACGCAGGAGCAAUCUCUGCAUUCAACCACGCCGAGCGAGCAAUAUCACCAUCCCCAAACCUGACGCUGCCCGGAUCGCACGAGAGCACACGACACCCCCCCACGGCAGCCUGGAAGUCUCAGUGAAUUACAGAGGAGGCUAUAGAGCAGGCAAACAAUAGCCACCACCGCCCGUGCACGGCGGGACGCAUGCAAUUUGUGUGACUAGGCGAGCGUCUUCUGUUUGAAUUAACCGACACAUCGACACUUUCGCUUCCUCCUCGACGACAAGCCCCCGCGUCACCCUCGUAUAUCCGUCUUGCUCCUGGUUUUAGGACCUUUGGAAUAGCAUCAGGUCGAAUUCCCGGUUGCGAGUAGCAACAGCCACAAGUUUGCUGGCUUGGAUUGCCGUAGCCCCGCAUCGCAUCGUUUUGCCCGCCCAGUCAACCCUAACGCACUCUGAGAUCUGUGAGCAUCAUGUCGAACGCCAGCCCCCUCGUGGCCUCACCUGCCGCGACGGCUCCCCGACCAGCUACACCGGCAGCCAACGGAGUUCCGAGUCAACCGCCGCCUGCCGAUACCGUCCCCGUCGCGAAUGGUCAUGCUGCCCACACGCACGAGAACCGGCCCGCCCCCGCCCCGCCUUCGGCCGCUGCCAUGACGGGGAAGAAGGGGAAGCAGAAGAAGCCGGAGCCGACCGAGGCCUCGAAGCUCAUCGCCCAGCGCAUUUCCCAGCUCGAACUCGACGCCGCAGGAGAAAAGGAUCAGGAGGCCGAGAUUGAACGGGAAGUCAAGAAGGCCAACAGGGAGUUACACACCCAGACCUCUCGGAUGAACGACUUGCAAAAGAUUGAUCAUCUGACGAAGCGAUGUUCGGAUCUUCUGGCUGAGAUGAAACGCCACGAGCGAGAAAGCAUCAAGAACAAGAAGCGCGGCGACCAGCUCCAGAAGGAUAAGGACAACACUCGUACCGAGUUAAACAAGACCACGUCCCUGAAGGAGAAGCUAGAGAAACUCUGCCGGGAACUUCAAAAAGAGAACAACAAGCUUAAGAAUGAGAAUAAAACACUCAGCGAUACCCAAAUCCGCAGCCAACAGACAUGGGACGAAAGGUAUUCUGGGUUGCUCCGCAGGAUGGAUGACCAGCAGGAGGAGAAGGACAAUCCGCGCAAACAAGUGGUCGACAUGAAUACGGAAAAAUUCUUCCGAGAUCGCUUCAAGUCCAUGAUCGACCAAUACGAGCUCCGCGAGUUGCACUUUCAUUCCCAGAUGCGCACCAAGGAACUCGAGGUCCAGUAUAACCUCGCCAGGUUUGAGCGCGAGAAGAAGAACUACGAGGCUGAGCUCACCCGGUCACGCCAGCUUAAUGCGCAGGUGCAGACAUUUUCCCAGACCGAAUCAGAACUGAGACACCAGCUUAACGUGUAUGUGGAGAAGUUCAAGCAGGUCGAGGAUACUCUGAACAACAGCAAUGAGUUGUUUAUGACUUUCCGCAAGGAAAUGGAGGACAUGUCCAAGAAGACCAAGAGGCUGGAGCGUGAGAACGAGACUCUGAAGCGGAAGCAUGAUCAGGUCAACAGCAACAUCUUCAAGAUGGCCGAGGAACGUACCAAGAACCUUAGCGAGGUUGAGGAUUUGAAGAAGAAGGUGGACAAGCUGAAUGGCAUUAUCCGGCAGAUGCAGCAGCAGGGCCGUGGCAUUCCCCAGGGUCUCACCAACCCUGUUGAGAAUGGGUACGCGGAAGGCGACCUCGAGGGUGACGAGAGCGAGUAUGAGGAUGAGUACGACGAGGGUGAGGAAGAUGAGGAGGUCAGCGAUGAUGGGGACGAGUACGAUGAUGAGACCGAGGACGAGUCGCAGCAGCAGCAGCAGCAGCAGCCUCAGCCUUAUGGCCCCGAAAGACCUCCCCCUGCCCCCGCGGCCACCACUACCACUAACGGUCAUCGCUAGGGAGUAUGUCGGAUAGUGUGGCAGUGAAUUAUAUGCAUCUUUCAGCGGAACAAAAGUGCGAUUCUCACCUCUCUACUUGUUGACUGACGUUGGUGAGCAGUAACUUUUGUACAGUGAUGAAUUGGUCCAUAUGCUGUGUCAGUAUGUUUGUACUGACACUUGAAAUCGGUCCUGGCCGGGUCGAGUCAAAUAGUUUGGGUCUUUUGAGUUUGAUGAUAUCAUCAUGAGCAAGACUUGAGAGUUUGCACCAAUUCGACGCCAUAUCGUUCUAAACAUCUCACAUUACUACCAUUGCCCGGGCUUUAUGCAUAUAUAGAGUAGAACUACCCCACCAAAGCAUCACUUGCAUCAA
Podospora pseudocomata is the source of this 2362-nucleotide messenger RNA. RefSeq lists its product as uncharacterized. Gene Ontology annotation, molecular function: syntaxin binding. The record is from RefSeq and is a predicted model, not a curated record. NCBI's taxonomy places the organism in Eukaryota, Fungi, Ascomycota, Sordariomycetes, Sordariales, Podosporaceae. The coding region runs from base 538 to 2010 and encodes 490 amino acids. The transcript is spliced from 5 exons.